This is a messenger RNA of Lactuca virosa, 969 nucleotides long. Lineage: Eukaryota; Viridiplantae; Streptophyta; Magnoliopsida; Asterales; Asteraceae. The record is from the annotation of a GenBank genome assembly.
AUGAAGAAAUCGGAGCGACCAAAGGCAUUGAAACGCGAAGAUGGGGUCGAUUUUAUCAGUAGCAUGCCCGAUGCUAUUCUUGUUUUGAUUCUAUCACGUCUUUUUUUCACCAAAGAAACAAUUCGAAGCAGCAUCUUGUCCAGACGAUGGAGUAUGUGGACGGUAGGACGGUGGAUUCAUGCCGCCGUUACAAGAAAUGUCAAAAAACUUGAAUUGACGCUUUCCCCUAACCAGAAUUAUGAAGAUAUUGAGAUGCCCCAUUGUCUUGUGACCAGCGGUUCGGUGGAGGUAUUAGAGUUGGAUUUGUCACGACGUGGUUUAAAGUUACCCAAUAUUAUGGGGUUCCCGACCCUUAGGGUUCUUGAAUUGGAAAGUGUUAACUUAUUGGAAGACGACGAUUUGCUCAAGAAGCUAACGAUAUUUAACGGGAAUGAAGAUGAGGGCAUGUGUGGUAGCAUUAAGGUUUCCUGCCCAAAACUGGUGCAUUUGGAUACAACAGGUCAUAUAGCUUAUAAUUUGUACUUUGAAUGUUUAGACUCCUUGAAGGAAGCUGCGAUUGACCCUGAAUUGGAAGGAAACAUCAAAUCUGUGUUGUUUCCUGGAAUUUCUCAAGUGGAAUCUUUGUUGACCGACGUUUACUUCUUCAGUCAGUGUAUUAAUGCUGCACGUGAUCCUUCUCUACCUAAUCUGAAGACUCUGUCUCUCAAGUUGGUCAUCAAAAAGCAAUUUUAUGGACGGGAAGAGUGGGAAUCGCAUGAAGGUGGCAGAAAGAGAAUCAUGACUCCUGAUCUGAAAAGUGCCGAGUUUUUUGAAUUCAAGGGAGAAAAACCGAAAGUUUCAGACUGGGAUGAAGUUAGAUGUUUGGAAAUGGUUUUUAGUUGGGAAUCAAUUGUAAGUUGUCAAGAGCAAUGGCCAUGGAGGAGACUCGGUCACAUGAGAAAUUCGAGAGUGUACAUCCAUAAAAUCUAA